AUGGGGAAGGAGAAGAAAACAGAGUCGUAUGACAAUGGGAGUUACAAUUACAAGAUGUUCAAAUGCUUCAACCGUAAAUUCAAGAUCAACGAAGUCCAACCCACCGACGACGUCCGUGACGCCUUCUGUCAAUUCGCCGUCGGCAGCGGCGGAGGAGGCGACGGAGAUUCCAGCGACGGCGACGGAUCCUCCGGUGUAAUCGGUGCAGAGCAGCUCUGCUGUUUCCUCGAUGACCACCAAGGCGAAUCAGGAACCACCGUCGCGGAGGCUCAACGGUUAAUCGACGAGGUCAUACGACGGAGACACCACGCCACGCGCUUCACGCGACAAGGGCUCGACCUCGACGAUUUCUUCAAUUUCCUCUUCUAUGACGAUCUCAAUCCUCCCAUCACGCCUCACGUGCAUCAAGACAUGACAGCUCCAUUGUCGCAUUACUUUAUAUACACAGGACACAAUUCGUAUCUUACAGGGAAUCAACUAAGCAGCGAUUGCAGCGAAGUCCCUGUGAUCAAAGCUUUGCAAAGAGGAGUUCGAGUUAUCGAGCUUGAUCUUUGGCCGAACUCUACUGGAACAGACAUCAAUGUCCUUCACGGAAGAACGCUCACAACGCCUGUGCCGCUGAUCAAAUGCUUGAAAUCGAUUAGAGAUUACGCGUUUUCUAGCUCGCCUUAUCCGGUUAUCAUCACUUUAGAGGAUCAUCUUACAGCUGAUCUUCAAGCCAAAGUCGCUGAGAUGGCUACGCAGAUAUUUGGGCAGAUGUUGUAUUACCCUGAAUCGGAUAGCUUAGAAGAGUUUCCUUCUCCUGCUUCAUUGCUUCAUCGGAUAAUCAUCUCGACUAAACCACCUAAAGAGUAUCUUGAAUCGAGGAACCCGAUUGUUAAACAGAAGGAUAAUAGUAAUGCAUCUCCGUCUUCAGAGGACGAAACACCUAGAACAGAGGAGAUUCAGACACUAGAAAGUAUGUUGUUUUACCAAGAUUGUGAAAACAAGAGUGAUAGUGAUCAAGAGGACGAAGAAGCGAGUGAAGAUCAGAAACCAGCAUACAAAAGGUUGAUCACGAUUCAUGCCGGGAAACCAAAGGGAACUGUGAAAGAAGAGAUGAAAGUUGUGGUUGAUAAAGUGAGACGUUUGAGUUUAAGCGAGCAGGAACUUGACAGGACUUGUUCAUCCAACAGUCAGGAUGUUGUAAGGUUUACACAGCGGAAUUUGCUUCGGAUAUACCCGAAAGGGACAAGAUUUAACUCCUCAAACUACAAACCGCUUAUCGGUUGGACUCACGGAGCACAAAUGAUUGCAUUCAAUAUGCAGGGAUAUGGGAAAUCUCUGUGGUUGAUGCACGGCAUGUUUAGAGCCAAUGGAGGUUGCGGAUAUGUCAAGAAACCUAACUUCUUGAUGAAGAAAGGGUUUCAUGACGAAGUCUUUGACCCUAAGAAGAAACUCCCUGUGAAAGAAACUUUAAAGGUGAAAGUGUAUAUGGGAGAUGGAUGGCGUCUAGAUUUCAGUCACACUCAUUUCGACGCAUAUUCUCCUCCUGAUUUCUACACUAAGAUGUUCAUAGUGGGUGUACCAGCGGAUAAUGCAAAGAGGAAGACAAAAAUAAUCGAAGACAAUUGGUAUCCAAUUUGGGAUGAGGAAUUCAGUUUUCCAUUAACAGUUCCAGAGCUUGCAUUGCUUAGGAUCGAAGUCAGAGAGUAUGAUAUGUCUGAGAAGGAUGACUUUGGGGGACAAACAUGUUUGCCUGUGUCAGAACUAAGACCGGGGAUUCGAUCUGUGCCUUUGUAUGACAAGAAGGGGGAGAAAAUGAAAUCAGUACGGCUUCUGAUGCGUUUCAUCUUCGAAUGA
Eutrema salsugineum is the source of this 1842-nucleotide messenger RNA. RefSeq names its product phosphoinositide phospholipase C 6. Bases 1 to 1842 code for a protein of 613 amino acids. The record is from RefSeq and is a predicted model, not a curated record. Lineage: Eukaryota; Viridiplantae; Streptophyta; Magnoliopsida; Brassicales; Brassicaceae. The transcript has 9 exons. Gene Ontology annotation, biological process: lipid metabolic process; phosphatidylinositol-mediated signaling. Gene Ontology annotation, molecular function: phosphatidylinositol-4,5-bisphosphate phospholipase C activity.